CAGCCGUUUUGGCUGUAGUUUGCAGCCCACGCCUCUCGCUGGAUGGACACUGGUCGGCCGCUGUCAUAUGACUUUCCAUUUCCUGGCGCUGUCUGUCUGCAGUUCGGCCCGGGGCUUGCUGCUUGUUGACGUCUCUGAAUUAGGACGCUUCAGACUACUCCCGGCCAUCAUGUCCCGCGGUGCACUUUUCCUUUGGUUUUUGGCGCUCGGACUCGAAAUCCAGCCGUCCCUUGGUACUGAGGUGUCAGUCAACAACACAGAUAAGUUAUGCCUUUAUGCCAAUCUGACAGUCAGCUUCUCGGUCACAUAUGAAGCUGCUGGAAAUAAGAAUGAAACGGUUAUGUUUGAACUGCCUGAGAAAGUUGAAACAGAUGGGAGUAUCUGUGAUAACACAAGUUCAACACUGAAGCUUAGUUUUGGAAAAGGACACUCCUGGACCGUGUCAUUCUCAAAGAAUGACAAAACAUACCAAGCAGAUUCUAUCGUCUUUAACUACAGUCUCAAUGAUUCUACCAUCUUUCCUAACGCUACAUCAAAUGAAACCAUGUCUGUGUCUGUGAAGCCUGCGAUUACAAAUGUAGGAGUGGAUACCUGCUACUCUUGUAAGAGUAAAGAGGAAUUCACAGAUGAAGCAGUUAAUCAGACGCUAUCAGAUGUGCUUAUACAGGCAUUUGUGAAUGGCAGUAAAAGUGACAAACUUACCUUGUGCACUGCUGAUUUACCUGUAACCACUGUUGCACCCACCACCCAUGUCAUCACUACUACCACUGUAACAAAUGUCACCACCACUACUACCACUAUACCUACUACCACGAUACCUACCACCACCCCAACCCCUGCUCUUCCCACUCCUGCCACUGGGAAGUACAUCAUCAAGCCAGACGAGAACAGCACAGCCUGCCUGUUGGCCAGCGUUGGCCUGCGGAUUGGCUUCAGGCAAGGAGAGAAAUAUCAGGAGAUUAACCUGGAGCCCAAUGGGACAACAGUCUCCGGGACUUGUGGCACCAACAGUAGUGAACUUGUGUUGCGCUCCAACACAGUUACCUUCAUGUUCACGUUCACUAGUGAUGCAAAGACAAAGAAAUUCCACCUACAUGCUCUGAAUGUCACUGCAAGUCCAAGUUCAGGGGUGGUUUUCACUGAGACAAACAACAACCUGACUCUGUGGGAAGCCACCGUUGGCAGUUCCUACUUGUGUAAUAAGGAACAGAACUACAACAUCACCAGCUUGCUCACUCUCUACACUUAUGAGCUACAAGUACAGCCCUUUGCCAUUAACAAGGGUGUUUUCAGCACAGCUGAGGAAUGCCUGGCUGACGUGGAAAGCUACCUUGUUCCCAUAGCUGUUGGAGUUGCCCUGAUUGUUCUCAUUCUUAUUGUUAUGCUGGCCUAUUUCAUUGGAAGAAAGAGAAACAUGGCUACCGGCUAUGAGUCUUUCUAACUGAUUCUGCCAUACUCCGAUACUCGUGAUACUAAGUGUUGUCAUUCUGUCGAUUAAUCACAGUUCAAUGUGCUGCCUUUACCUAAUUGCGAAAGUCACCUAACGCUCAAAUCUGUCCAUUGUUCACCCUUGUAGUAUUAUUAUUAUUCCAAGUCAUAUUCCUGUGUCAAAUAUUUCUGUCAGCUACUCACUGGCUCGCUCUGCCAGAAUAUAACACUAAUAGGUGAUUAUAUCAUAAAUGCUUGAUUGAAUGGUUGCACACACGUCUCAGAAAUCAACAGCCUUUCGUCACACAUUAUACUGAGUACUUUACUAUUAAUUCUUUCCUUACAGCAUGGCCUGUUAUCCCUUUUUAAAAAUCUAGUUAUAGAUGUGUAGAAUCUGAUCUGACAAUUUGCUGCGUUCCCUCACUAACUCUUUGUGGACUUUGAAUCUCAUUGCCCCCCCCCCCCACACACACACAUACACACACACUGUCUCACUUGCUAACCUGCUCUCUCUCUCUUUCUCUCGUUCUCUUUCUCACCCCCCCCCUUUAUUUUUUUCUGUCAGCCGAGGAAUGCUUCCUGGACUCUGAUUUGAGCUUUUUGGUGCCCAUUGCAGUGGGUGUGGCGCUCAGCUUCCUAAUCAUCCUUGUGCUUAUCUCUUACCUGAUUGGCCGGAGGAAGAGUCGCACUGGCUACCAGUCUGUAUAAUCCCACUCAGCUGCUUCUGCCUCCCACCUUCGCAUCCCUCACAAUGCUUCCAAAAUCUGCUUCCUGUAACCCACUCCCACUCCAAUCCUCUCUAUCCAGCAGCUGCCUGCCCUCUAUGUAUCAAGGGCAUCCCGAAUUUCUGCUUUUUUUAUUUUUUAUUUUUUGCCACAAGGCAAUUGCUACCCUGAGGAUUUUUGUUGCUGCCUCCGUUUUGACACCAAUGACUGAAUCAAGUACCAAAACGAGUAUUGAUUGAUAUUAGUUUCUUUUCUAGAUUGCAUGUUAUAGAUUAAUUGCCUCAGUAGCCAUCCAUUUUCUCCCUAACCAGGUUACCAAGAGGUUGUUUAUUUUUCCUGUUUCUCAGUUAAUGUGCUGUACAAUAUCUGUGUAAAUUACUAUAUUGUAUAGAAUGAAUGAUGUAACUUUUUGAUGAUGUGAUUUCAUAAAGGUAAUGCCAUGAAUGUACAAGCAAGCUAAUAGAAAUUCAGAACCCCCUAUUAUCAUUAUUACCCAUUGUUCAUAGCACUAAAGCCAUUGUUUCCUAAUUCACCAUUAUUCCCGUUAUUAAUUUGCACAUUAAGUGUUUAUGUCUGAGUAAAGUACUUUUUGCACAUAUAUCCAUUUAUUUGUAGCUCACAAAUAAAAGGGACACUAACUUAACAAGACACCCACCAAUACUUGGAGCAGCUGUGUGUAAAUGUGAUUUUUAGGUGAUUGUUUCUUUCACUAAUGCGAAGUCCCCUCUCAGGGAAAGGAGGAUGGAGGUGUUUUCUUGGUCCUAGUUCCUUUAUCAUUCUGUUAUGUGAAUUUUUCUCAACCAACUUAAGCAAAUAUUUGAAAUUCAUUAUGUUAUGCUCUUCCAUAUUUAAUUCCCAUCAUAGCCUUUCAAUUGUAUAAAUUAUGCACACACUGGCCAAAAGGAAGUUAAUUGGGCUAUGGUAAAUGGGUAGUGGAUUUGGCCUUGCAUAGAUUUACAUUGGAUACACUUAUCACUGCUGGCCUGAUGUGCGCUGUAGGAAUCCAUCUGUUAUUACUGAUUCAAUGAUUAAACCCCGGUAAGUUCUCGUCACACUUUACGAUUACGUCAAUUGCAUGUGCUUUUAAUGCUAUUUCUUGUCCGUCAUAGGCCACAAUCAUGAUCUCGUUUUUUUUUUUAAGCCAUGCUCUUAGUCCAGUUUGAUUAUCAGUUCUGCACCACCACAUCACCACCUCCCCCUGACAAUUGUGUGCCUUUUCGUUGCACUAAUAUCCUGCUUGCCUGAAGCUUGUGUCCAUCUGAAGAAGAAUGUCAUGUGAUAAGAUCGUUGAUCUGAAGUGGGGAACAAAUUAAAUAAAGUUGCAUUCUUGUUUUGUA
Molecule: messenger RNA, 3490 nt
Organism: Lampris incognitus (smalleye Pacific opah)
Lineage: Eukaryota; Metazoa; Chordata; Actinopteri; Lampriformes; Lampridae
Gene: lamp2
Product: lysosomal-associated membrane protein 2
Exons: 9
Coding region: 68-1441 (457 amino acids)
Cellular component (GO): membrane
Source: RefSeq, a predicted model, not a curated record